Penicillium cataractarum is the source of this 1104-nucleotide messenger RNA. RefSeq names its product O-sialoglycoprotein endopeptidase (gene kae1). The transcript has 2 exons. The coding region runs from base 1 to 1104 and encodes 367 amino acids. Gene Ontology annotation, cellular component: cytoplasm; EKC/KEOPS complex. The record is from RefSeq and is a predicted model, not a curated record. Gene Ontology annotation, biological process: tRNA threonylcarbamoyladenosine modification. NCBI's taxonomy places the organism in Eukaryota, Fungi, Ascomycota, Eurotiomycetes, Eurotiales, Aspergillaceae.
AUGAUUGCCAUUGGUAUGGAGGGCUCCGCCAACAAGCUUGGUGUGGGCAUCAUGCUGCAUCCCGAGGAUGGCAGCCCGCCGCAAGUCCUCGCCAACAUUCGGCACACCUACGUUUCCCCACCAGGCGAGGGCUUCUUGCCCAAGGAUACUGCGCGUCAUCAUCGCGCAUGGGUGGUUAAUCUGGUGAAGAAGUCUCUCAAGGAGGCUCGUGUUUCGGUGGAAGAUGUGGACUGCAUCUGCUUCACCAAGGGUCCCGGAAUGGGUGCCCCGCUACAGAGCGUGGUGGUGGCCGCGCGAAUGCUCAGCUUGCUAUGGAACAAGCCAUUGGUUGGAGUGAACCAUUGUGUUGGGCACAUCGAAAUGGGCCGUCUCAUUACCGGCGCUACCAACCCAGUCGUCCUAUACGUGUCCGGCGGCAACACACAAGUCAUCGCCUACAGUUCGCAAAGAUACCGCAUCUUCGGAGAAACCCUCGAUAUCGCAGUCGGCAACUGUCUGGAUCGCUUCGCGCGCACACUACACAUCUCCAACGACCCGUUCCCGGGAUAUAAUAUCGAACAACUAGCCAAGCAAGGCAAGCAGCUCGUCGAUCUACCAUACGUGGUGAAAGGCAUGGACGUAUCAUUCUCGGGACUAUUGGCUGCAAUUGAUGGCCUGGCUGCGCAAUGGGGGUUGGACGGCGAAGAAGCCGCAAAGGAGGACGAGAAUAAGCAAGGGUCCCAGACUGGAGAGGAACAGAUAGUCCCAGAGACGGAUGGCAAGCCUACCAGGGCUGAUCUGUGCUUCUCUCUCCAAGAGACGGUCUACGCUAUGCUGGUUGAGAUUACUGAGCGCGCUAUGGCGCAUGUGGGCUCUAAGCAAGUGUUGAUUGUUGGUGGUGUGGGGUCGAAUGAACGACUACAGGAGAUGAUGGGCAUUAUGGCGCGGGAUCGGGGUGGCAGUGUCUAUGCGACGGAUGAGCGAUUCUGCAUUGAUAAUGGUAUUAUGAUUGCACAGGCUGGUAUGAUGGCAUACAAGACGGGCUUCACGACUCCCUUGAAGGAGUCUACCUGCACUCAGCGAUUCCGGACGGAUGAGGUGUUUGUCAAAUGGCGGGAUGAUUGA